AUGUCCAUUUUCGAAGACGCCCGCAAAGACACUCUCGAUAAGCGCCGCUUGGAUGACCAUCGGCUCAAGGAUUCGGCUGUCCUCACUCGUUUGGAUCCGGCCACAGGCUACACCCCUCUCGCGACAGCUGUUGCUGGUCACGCCUACCUUGCCCGGGAUCUAAUUGAGUGGGGAGCCGACCCGGCUGGGCUCUCUGGUGAUGGCGAGACUCCCCUUCUUCUCGCUGCUUGGAAAGCAGAAAAGGAACAGGCACUGUUGAUCCACUAUUUACUCAGGUACGCCCCAAAGACAGUCGACAUGACGUGCCAGGCCGCCGGCAACAAGACUCCUCUCAUGUUUGCCGUGGAGAAGGAGGAUCUGAGAUCGAUUCGAGAGCUGAGGAAACACGGAGCUUCGGUUGGCAUCAAAGACGACGAUGGGUUUUCAGCUCUGCAGAGAGCCGAGGCCCAGGCAGGUGGAAAGGGGAGGAAGAGUUUGGUCAUGCUUGCGCUUGACCCGAUCCAGGAAAAGGCGGUUCGAAAUAAAGUGGCCAUGUUUGCGCUCAACAGCGUACUGUUGGUCGUCUCGAUAGCCGACAAGCUCAUCAAAGGGGCUUUGAGGGCCAUUUCGAGGUGGAAUCCAUCCAAGCUGUUCAAGAGAAAAAAGGUCAAAGUGCCUGCUGCCCUCGAAGGCGAACCGAAGACAAAAGACGAGUUCGUGGGGAAGGUGGACACUUUCAUCAAGGAUGGAGGGGUUCUGGAGAGAUUCUUUAAAGACAAGAUCGACUUUGUUCAGACGAUAGCGAAAAAGACGGUUGACCUCUCCAAUGAUACCAGCACCUCACUCGGAGAACCGGAAGUUCUCCCUAAAACCGUGAAGGUCAACCUUCAUCAGCAGGUUAUCUACUGUGACGAUAGCUCAUCAAUGAACAGGCAAGGUCGUUGGGAAAGCCAGAGAGAACUCAUUAAGCGCAUAGCUCGCAUAGCCACAACAGUUCUUCCGGACGAUGAGGGCGUCGAAUUAUGCUUCAUUAACCAAAAUGUAGGGAGCGCGUCAAAUCUAAGUGUGGAAGAUCUUCAACGGAUCACUGAGCCACUCAGACCUCGUGGCGAUACCCCUAUUGGCACAUCUCUUAAGUCGAAGAUCCUUCAACCGCUCGUAUAUCAGAAGUUGGAGGCCGGAUUAUUUGAGCGUCCUCUGCUUAUCACCAUCAUCACGGACGGCAUGCCUGAGCCUGAGCCGAGGGAUACACUGGUGAAUGCUAUUGUUGAAUGUGGUCAAAGGUUGGAGGAAAAGGGAUUUCCUCGCAAUUGCGUGAAAUUCGUGAUCGGCCAAGUUGGCACAGCGGAUGCGGCGACCAGGUUCCUUGACUCGCUAAGAGCCAACGACGCUAUCCGUCCUGUUACUUUUGUCAUGUCUGACCGUCUGGAUGCCAAAUAUGCGGAGUUCAAUGAGAAUACUCGAGAGCUGGACCGUUGGAAUGGUUAA
Molecule: messenger RNA, 1467 nt
Organism: Thermochaetoides thermophila DSM 1495
Lineage: Eukaryota; Fungi; Ascomycota; Sordariomycetes; Sordariales; Chaetomiaceae
Exons: 6
Coding region: 1-1467 (488 amino acids)
Molecular function (GO): protein binding
Source: RefSeq, a predicted model, not a curated record